Molecule: messenger RNA, 873 nt
Organism: Candidozyma duobushaemuli
Lineage: Eukaryota; Fungi; Ascomycota; Pichiomycetes; Serinales; Metschnikowiaceae
Exons: 1
Coding region: 1-873 (290 amino acids)
Source: RefSeq, a predicted model, not a curated record
AUGUUCCGCAACCUUACCAGAAUGGCAUCCUCAAUCAAGUCGGCUGGCUGCCUCAUCAUCGGGGACGAGGUACUCAAUGGUAAGAUCCUAGACACAAACUCCUUUGAGUUUGCCAAAUUCUGCUUCAAAGAGUUGUCAAUUCCAGUGAAGAAGACCAUUGUCUGUGGAGACGACCAGGACGAUAUCAUCCGCUCCUUGAAGACUCUCACGGAUGAAAACUGCGACUUUAUUGUCACUUCUGGAGGCAUUGGAUCUACUCAUGACGACAUUACGUAUGAUGCUUUAGCUGCUGCCUUCAGGGUACCAUGCACAUUGGACAAAGAGACCGUCCAAAGGAUGCAAUCUAUACGAGGUCUGUAUUUGGCUGGAUUGAAAGAAGAUGAGUUGAAUGCUUUUUACAGAAUGGCAACGUUGCCUCAACCCUCCGGCGACACGAAAGUGCUGAAGCUCUUCAUCGACGACUCCCUAUGGGUACCUAUAGUCGGUCUCAAUGAUAAGGUGUUCGUGUUGCCCGGUGUUCCACAACUAUUUAAGCGUUUGCUUAUAGGACUAGGCGAUUCAGUGAAGCCUCGUUGUGUUUCGCAAGAGUACACCCGCUUCUUUGUCAAAACUAGAAGAGGAGAGCUGAGCAUUGCACCCUUCUUAGGUGAAAUGCAGAAAAGAUGUGACGCUUCCUUCAACAAGAAGGUGAAAAUCGGUUCGUAUCCUCACUUUGACUGGAAAAUCGUUACUGUGAGUAUAAUUGGCGACAAAUCUGUUCCUGAGCUGGACUUACGGAAGGUCGUCGACGAGGUCAGGAAGAACGUGGAAGGUGAAGAAAUCACUGCAGCAGAGGAAGACCACCUCACCACAUGUUCACCGCCUCAUGUCUAG